CAGCCGGGAGCGCGGCGCUGGCACUGACCCGUCCGGCGGGAGCCGCUGCGGCGGAGACUGCGGGGGGCCCCGCGCUGGCCGCCCCCUGAGCGCCCGGAGCCUCGCCGGGCUCCAUGAGCAAGUGCUGCGCCCGUCCGCGGCCAUGGCUUCCCUCCCCGCGUACCUCAGCCCGGCGGCCGUGCUGGUGCUGGUCAGCUGCGACCUGUGCCUCGUGCGCGCAAGUAAGUGCCGGGGCUCCGGGCGGGGCGGGAGGCGGGAGAGAAAAAGCCCCCGGGGGUCAGGAUCGGCGCCCCCAGACCAGCGCGCUCUCCCCACAAGCGCAGGCCCGGCUGGCUGUCUCUCGGGCCGCUGGCCUCGGUGCUGAACCCGGGCUGCUCCGCACACCGACGAGGGCCGUCGGAGGGCGAGGGAGGGGGUGGGCGGGCAAGGCGGGGGUCUCUUUGGCCCCAGCUCUGCCCUGCCCUGCUCGGCUGCGUCACUGGCCGCCCAUUACCCGCGGAAGCAGCCGGAUCGGGGCAGCAGCGCCGCGGCCAAGGCAGGCUCGGGCCCCUCUCGAGGCGCCUUGUUCCCGGCAGCCGCGAGCGGAACCCCGGCCAAUUUCAUUAGAGUAAAAGCCUGGCUCCAGGGAAGGCCGCGGCUGCCAGCUGGCCUCGCUUGGGUGAGAAGGAGCCUCUGCCCACGUCCCCGGCCUCCGCCUCCUCUCGAGGUGGCAAAGGUCUCUUGGCAGGGGGCACCUCCUGGCACCCUGCGGCCACUCCGCUGCCCUUGACCCACGAGGAGAAGGUGACUCUGGCCCAUUCUGACGCCCGACGCCCCCAAACCGCACUUGACCCAUGAGACACCCCACGCACCGUCACGAUCCCCUCAGUCUGGCCUGCUUUGCCCGGAAUCCGGUCCCAAACCGGCGGCUGUUGCUUUACUUCCAGCUGCCCAAGACGAGGGGCCCGACUCUCCCUCGCUUGGAGGAGGACACCUUUUGACCUCUCUCCACACGCCGGCUUCCGCCCCCCAGACUCCCCUGCUUGGCGGGGUCCGUCUUUUUAAUGCAUAAUAGCUGACUUUGAGCCGAGGCCCCUAGGAGUUGUAAGUGCAGCUUGCAAGGAAAGUAGGUGGUUGUCAGGAGCUGCCAAUCCCGGGGAGUCUGAAAGCAGGCAGGUAUGGCGAGGGGGACCUAUUGGCAGUCAAGCCCGCAGAGUUCCAAGAAAUACAUUUAUUCGUUUACUGGUCAAAUAGAUGGCCCUCCUGCUUCUUGCCUGGUGCCCUCAAAACAGAAGUUUCUCAAAUUAAUGGCUUAAAAUACAACUGCAGAAAUGGCGCAGGAGCAGAAGGGGAUCCUUGCAGGGUUCAUAGCCUCCCCUCACUCUCCACCCCGGGUCUCCUCUGGAGAGGGAGCUGGAGGUAGGGAGCGGCCCUGUGGCCGAGGUCAGGAAAGCGCAGCCCAGCCAGGGCAGGAGGCAACCUGCUGCCUCUUUCCCCCAAAGAAAGGGGGCCUCUGUGGCUGAAGGGGGGCACAGCCAGGGGACCAAGAGGAGUCCAGGGUGCGCGGUUUUGCCAGGACUCUGAUGAAACGGUAGAGCGCAACUGUGACAGCUGAGCGGGCGGGAGGCGCCACUGGCGGGGAGGUCGGCUGGAAGAGAAGGCGAACUGCGGAGUCCAAAUGUGGAAACUCUCGGAGGAGGAGAAGCCCUGGAAGGAGCAGGUGUUUCUGCGGGAUGGAGGGUCUUUCCUUGUGUCAAGGCUCCCUACAAGGCUCUCCCCCUCCGCUGAGCCACUCUCCUGGUUUCCCCUUGGAGAGGCAACAACCUUUCGCCCUUCCGAGUAAAAGAUGAACAGGGGGGCACAGUGAACAUGGAGCAAAAAAUAAGAAAAGAAAAUAUGCUGAAACAAUAUUUUUCAGACAAUUCUUAAUUGAUCUUUGGAACUCACUGACCCAGUAUUAUCCUCCUCAAAGGAAUAUUCCUGUCGUUCCACCACCAGUUUCCAUGUUUUUCUUCUUCAGCUUGCAGUCAGAAUCUCGGGCCUAGGGAGCCCCUUCCAUCAUGGUGUGUAGUCCAUAUUUCAACACAAAUGAAGCGUCCCGGGCUCAUAACCUUUAAUCGGCUCUGUCUGGGUCUCGUUUCUAUCUGUACUCACCACCGGAGUUCACUUUUAGAGGGAAAAUGGCUUUAGUUUUCAGAUUAAGUUCUAUUUGGUUUUUUGGUUUUUUAAAAACUAAAGCUCAAAGCAGCUUGCACGAAAGCACUGCAUUGCAAGAUGAUAACUCUUAGCCCUAAAAUGACACCUUCAGUAUAACAGCAUCAAGAACGCUGACGCUGCCUUCCAGGCCCUGCUCCCCUGCGACUCUAGGGGUGCUAAAUCCCCUGGAAAGGCCGCUGCUCCCUAGACAGAGUCCUCCCCGCAGCAGCACCAACUUGUGCCAGCCCCCAGGAGGGAGGAGAAACCCGAGGCGGAGAUGGAAGGGACCCCUGGGGUCAUCCAGUCCAGUCCUGCCCAGCCACCAGUGACCCUUCCAUCCCUGCUUGCCUCACAGAUCGGCCCCCGUCGCCCGUCAACGUCACCGUCACCCAGCUCAAGGCCAACUCCGCGAUGGUCUCCUGGGAUGUCCCGGAAGGGGACGUCGUCAUCGGCUACGCCAUCUUGCAACAGGUGAGGCUGGAGGAGGCGGCAGGCGGGGGCGCGCCACUCCUCUGUCCCGCCGCCCCGCCGCCCCCUUGCUUCUCACUUCCCCAACCCCUUUUUCAGCCGGGGGGGGGCUAUGUUCUCUUCCCUCCCUCUCUCUGCCCUCAUCCUCUGACGCCCCCCCUCCUUUCCGGCAGCGGCAGGACGGGCAGAUGCAGCGCUUCAUCCGGGAGGUGAACACGACGACGCGGGCGUGCGUGCUCUGGGACCUGGCGGAGGAUGCCGACUACGUCAUCCAGGUGCAAAGCAUCGGCCUGCACGGCGAGAGCCAGGCCAGCAAGAGGGUCCACUUCCGCACCCUCAAGCAGAGUGACCGCCUGCCGUCCAACAGCUCCAGCCAGGGUAGGCGAGGCGCCCGCGGGGACCUUCCCCUCUCCCACCCCCGCCCUCCGGAGCCUCGCUGGCCGGCUGGGCGCCGCCUGUCUCCCCCCAGUCAGUCCCGGGCCUCCUCCGGGGGCCAGGAAGCUCCGUGGUGCCUCCGUCCUUGGGCAGGUGGGGCCCCUCAGUGACCUGUGGGCAGCCCAGGCGGAGGGGCCGGCGAGACCCUGCCCAGCCUGCAGCUGCUCUCCCCUCCUUGCUCUUCCCCGGCUCUGAAAAGAGCCCCUUGCCUCGCCCGACGGGGCGUCCCUCCCGAAGCACAGCUCUCUCUCUCCGCAGGAGACAUCACCAUGGAGGGGCUGGACAAGGAGCGGCAGCUGCAGACGGGCGAGAUCGUCAUCAUCGUGGCUGUGCUGUUCAUGUGGGCAGGUGAGGCGGGCGGGAAGCUCCCUUGGGCCUGGUCCAGCACGCUCUGCUUAUGUUCCCGACGGGUGUGUGAGUAUCCCACGAGCGCUGGCCCGGAGUUUGUCUCUGGGGGCACAGCCAAAGUUCCUUCUUCUUUGCUGCAUCUUUUGGCUACCGUUCUUUGCACGGAGGGGCCACACCUGACAGCCUUGCGCGCCCAAAUGAAGCAUCCCGUUGAACGCGGCUCCGUCAAAAGAGCCCAGCAGCAGCAGCAGCAGCAGCAGCAGGAUCAGGCCCAAGCGAGCGGGGCACCCAGUUUGCAAGCCGGACCUGAGCAAAGCGCAGCCCUUUCCUCCUCUCCGCUUGUGAUUCCCGGUCGGAUGCUUAUGGGGGGGCGCACCCCAAGUUCCCGAUGGGCAGUUUGGCAUCUGGGUUUGGGUUUUGACGAGCUUUGUGCAGAAGCAACAGCUCUGAGAGGAUAAAAUCGCCGUGAAUCUGAAGAGUCCCCGGAUCAAGGCGACGCGCGGGAGAUUGGGUAGAAAUGCUUAUUUCGGGGCGCAGGGCCGAACGCGAGUUCCCUUUUCUGACUGAGCUGUGUUGAACUUCUGCGCAAAUAAAAGAUCUGGGAAGCAACCAGCCACUGACUCCAGCAUGUCCAAAGGCGGGGGCGGAGGCGGGGGCGGGGGCGGGGGGAGAGACCCUUGCGCGAUGGAGGCCCUUCCUCACCUUCCUUCCUCCUUGCUUCCGCAGCGGUGAUCGCCCUCUUCUGCAAGCAAUACGACAUCAUCAAGGACAACGACUCCAACAACAACAAGGAGAAGAGCAAGCCGGCCUCGGAGCACAGCACGCCCGAGCGGCCCACCGGGGGCCUCCUCCGCAGCAAGGUGGGGGGCGUCCAGCAAAGGAGCGGGCGGGGGCCGUGUGGGGAGAAGAGGGAGCUUGGCUCAGCCCACCAUCGCCGGGGAGGAGGGCCAGGGCGCGGAGCUCGACGGCGGGCAGCCCAGCCCGAGACAGCGGGGCCGGAGCUGCUGCCCCGUCCUCGGGGCUUUCGGCGGCUGGAGCGGGUCUGUGCCGCCACCGCCUCCUUCUCCGCCGGAUGCUGGUUGCGCGGCUGGAGCAAAAGCGCGGCGCCGGGAGCCGUCGGGGCUCCGGGGAAGCCGGCUUUGGCCGAGUUGGGUCACUAGGAGCGCUCUUCGUCGGCAGCAGCCGGCCUGAAGGGGGAGAAAGGGCGCCGGAACCUAACCCACCCAGGGCGGGUUGCCAUCUUGCAAGGGAAAAUGACAGGUGGGGACUUUGGACACGCAUUUUUCGAAGGAGCGAAGGUGCCGGGCGCUCUCCAGGGCAAUGGGGGCGCCGCAGUUCAGCUGCGGGGGAGGGGCACAGCCUGGCCAAGAGGGAGUGGGAGGCGUCGGGGCCCCCAAUAGCUCUGGGGGUUCUGCUCGCUCCCACGACCCUCUCUCUCCCUUUUUCAGAAGAUGAAAUCGCCCUCUGUCAACAUCAUCGAGGUGUAGCUGAAACUCGCGGGGACCUCAGCGGCCUCCGCCUGCCACCACCGUCGCAGCCUCCUGCUUCCCUGCAUGCAAAGAGUUCCUGCUUCUUCUCGCCCCAGGAGGAGCAGACCUGCAUGGAGCCCGCCGGGGACAAAGUGCAUGCGGAAAGCCGGGCUCACCCUCUCGCCCAACCCUUCUCUCUGGGGCCACCGCCAACGGAGAGCGCAGCAGCAGCGCCACCCACUGGACAGGCCAGCGCCACCCACCGCUACUAUCCGAAGAGCCUCGUUGUGGGAGCUGAAGGCGCGACCUCGCCCAGCCCCCCCCCCCGCAGCUUCACCAUGGAAACUCUGGACUGGGCCCUGAGCGGGGCCACCACCCAGAAGACCAUGCUGGGCAGACUUUGUCACCUCCCUCAAGAGUUCCCUUCAGCCCCUAUGCCUUCCCACCUGCCCCCUCCCACCGCAGUUAUAGGAUUCCUGCCAGCUGCCCUUGGCUUCCUCUUGGGGAGGUACCAGCUGUGUGCCAACUGCCUUUGCCCUCCCCCUCCAGCCAAAGCCACCCCCAGCCCAGCCCACCUCCACCUUCUUCCUUCUCAGCAAGAUCAGGAGGGGUCCCUUCCCUCCUGGCAGCUGGAGAACUGCCACCCCCCCCCCCGGCCACAUCCAGGAGGAGCCCCCCCCCCCCCGUGACGCACGAGCACCCAGCACCGCCUUCCAGGAAUCCAGCGCUUCUGGCCUGAAGGCUCAGCUCAGAGCGCUGCGUUGGGAGUGGCAGGUGGCCUUUCGGUCCUGGCAGAGAGAAGAGCCCCAUUUGCCUAUUUCCCUCCAGCUGUGGGGCUGAGAGCAGCUCAGGGCCCUUUGCCUGGAGGUCAAGCCACCCCAUCCCACCCUUCCCUCAGGACAGGCAGCUCUCCGCCUCCCCAGCUGGGCAGCAAAAGACCCUCUUCUGCCAUCCUGCUGCUCCACUCCCCCCCCCCAGCCAGAGAACCUACUUUAACAAGUGAAGACCCUCGCAGGCUCCCCCCCCCCCUGCACAGCAAAGAGCAAUGGUGGGGGGCUGUGGAAUCCCCUGCUUGCCCACCUUCUUGCCCCACAGAAGGGCUGCCCCCCAGGCCCACUUGGCUUGCUUCUCCCCCCUUGGGAAGGGCCUGCCUGGCAUAGCUCACCCGAAGAGCUCUGGAAGUGGCUUCCAGGUGGUGCCAGACUGGUGAGCCCCAGGCAGGUGAGCCGGGAAUCCCGGCCCAGGAAGGAGACGGACGGUGCUAUGCCCCCCACCCCCCUGUGUGCCAGUCGGGCUCCCCCAGAGCUGGCCGGCUGUGCCACUCGCUGCCCCUUUCCCCCGUGGGCUGAGGCCUCUGCAAGGAAAGACACCCAAGUACAACAACAGUAGAAAUGGUUUAUUUCCCUUUAGAAAAGGACAUUAAAAACUAGUCUUUUUGCUACAAAGCUGUGAUUUGGCAGUGAUGAGCAGCUGGUGGGGAGGGGAGGGGGCUGCCUUCCCACCAGAGCUGGACAGCAGGGCGGAGGGGGGCAGCAGAGGGAAGGAUUUAUCUACACUCAACACAGCCCUCCUCAAUAUGGGGUGGGUGAGGACUGAUGGGAAUCUGAAU
This is a messenger RNA of Podarcis lilfordi (Lilford's wall lizard), 6504 nucleotides long. NCBI's taxonomy places the organism in Eukaryota, Metazoa, Chordata, Lepidosauria, Squamata, Lacertidae. The record is from the annotation of a GenBank genome assembly.